Molecule: messenger RNA, 450 nt
Organism: Lycium barbarum (goji berry)
Lineage: Eukaryota; Viridiplantae; Streptophyta; Magnoliopsida; Solanales; Solanaceae
Exons: 2
Coding region: 1-450 (149 amino acids)
Source: RefSeq, a predicted model, not a curated record
AUGGCUUCAGAUAGAGAAAAGUCUUAUGCUGAUCUUAAGAGGUGUGAAAUUGAGCAUCAAAUUAUGAGAUUUGGCCAAAAAGGAAAACUUAGUCCUAGAUUUAUUGGACCAUACGAAGUACUUGAGAGAGUUGGCCCAGUUGCAUAUAAACUAGCUCUUCCACAGGAGUUAGAUAAGAUCCACAAUGUCUUUCAUGUUUCUAUGCUUAGAAUAUAUCACUCAGAUCCAUCUCAUUUUCUUCCUAUUGAAUCCAUUGAGGUCACUCCUGACUUGACAUACGAAGAGGAACCUGUCCAAAUCUUGGCGCAUGACACAAAAGAGCUUAGAAACAAGGAAAUCCCAUUAGAAAAAUUCCUUUGGAGAAAUCAUUCUGGCAAAGACGUACUUGGGAGCGAGAAGAGGAUAUGCGAAUUCAAUAUCCCCAUUUGUUUCGAGACUAGCAUAAGGUAA